This is a messenger RNA of Colletotrichum gloeosporioides, 912 nucleotides long. Its product is annotated as ATP synthase subunit gamma. NCBI's taxonomy places the organism in Eukaryota, Fungi, Ascomycota, Sordariomycetes, Glomerellales, Glomerellaceae. Gene Ontology annotation, molecular function: proton-transporting ATP synthase activity, rotational mechanism. Gene Ontology annotation, biological process: proton motive force-driven ATP synthesis. The coding region runs from base 1 to 912 and encodes 303 amino acids. The transcript is spliced from 4 exons. The record is from RefSeq and is a predicted model, not a curated record.
AUGCUUUCCCGGGCGGCGAGACCAGCUCUGCGAGCUGCGGCUGCGGCUCCCUCGCGAGUCAUGGCCAGCGCGCCCAGCACCGCUGCCACCUUCGCGACCCUGCGUGAGAUCGAAGGCCGCCUCAAGUCCAUUCGUAACAUCGAGAAGAUCACCAAGACCAUGAAGAUCGUCGCCUCCACCAAGCUCAACCGCGCUCAGAGGGCCAUGACCGACUCCCGUGUCUACGGAUCGACCUCGAACCAGGUCUUCGACUCUGCCGAGACCAAGCCCCUCGAGGGUGACGGCAAGAAGGAGCUCAUCAUCGUCUGCUCCUCCGACAAGGGUCUCUGCGGUGGUAUUCACUCCGGUCUGUCCCGCUACAUCCGCCGCGAGUUCCUCGAGAAGGGUGCCACUGCCGACCUUGUCAUCCUCGGCGAGAAGUGCAAGUCCCAGCUCCAGCGCACCAACUCCAAGGACAUCCAGCUCAGCUUCGCCGGCGUCGGCAAGGACGUCCCCACCUUCGCCGAUGCCCAGGCCAUCGCCGACCAGGUCGUCCAGCUCGAGGGCGACUACUCCUCCAUCAAGAUCCUCUACAACAAGUUCCUCAACGCCACGGCGUACGAGCCCACCGUUGUUGAGGCAUUUUCCGAGGAGGCCAUCCUCUCUUCCCCCAACUUCUCCGCCUUCGAGGUCGACGAGGAGCUCAUCCCCAACCUCCGCGAGUACGCUCUUGCCAACUCCAUCUACUGGGCUCUGGCUGAGGGUCACGCCUGCGAGAUCUCUGCCCGUCGCAACGCCAUGGACAACGCCUCCAAGAACGCCGGUGACAUGAUCAGCAAGUACCAGAUUCUCUUCAACCGUACCCGUCAAGCCGUCAUUACCGGAGAGCUGGUCGAGAUUAUCACUGGUGCCACUGCCUCCGCGGACAUGUAA